Messenger RNA from Nothobranchius furzeri (turquoise killifish), 2440 nucleotides. RefSeq names its product solute carrier family 25 member 44b (gene slc25a44b). Gene Ontology annotation, biological process: branched-chain amino acid catabolic process; branched-chain amino acid transport. The record is from RefSeq and is a predicted model, not a curated record. Lineage: Eukaryota; Metazoa; Chordata; Actinopteri; Cyprinodontiformes; Nothobranchiidae. Gene Ontology annotation, cellular component: mitochondrion. Gene Ontology annotation, molecular function: branched-chain amino acid transmembrane transporter activity.
AGAACUGUCGCGCGUGAUUGGUUGAUUAAGCAGCAUGGCGUUUGAAUGAGAGCAGGAAGUGUAAAGAGGUUAUCGUCGUCUGGUGAAACUUCACUAGUCAAUCAGUAGUACAGAGUUCCAGACGCCUGUGACCGCGGAGAGUUGACCAUACUUAUAAUCAGGAUAUGUCUUAGAGAUAAAACAAAAUUUAUCCGGAGAGGAGGAAAGAGUCUGAUGAAGGGUCACCAACAGCUGGCAGGAUGCAGCAGAAAAGGAAUAUCCAGAUCAUCGAGUGGGAGGACCUUGACAAAAGGAAGUUCUAUUCUUUUGGGAUAUUCAUGACGAUGACCAUCCGGGCCACGGUCUACCCAGCUACACUGAUCCGCACUCGGUUACAGGUACAAAGGGGGAAAUCCUUCUACAGUGGCACCUUUGAUGCCUUUUUCAAGAUUCUGCGGGCGGAGGGCGUCCGAGGCCUCUAUCGCGGUUUCAUGGUUAACACCUUCACACUCAUCUCAGGCCAGGCCUACAUAACCACGUAUGAGCUGGUUAGGAAGUAUGUGUCGCAGUACUCGGAGGAUAAUACUGUCAAGUCGCUUGUGGCAGGAGGCUCUGCUUCCCUGGUCGCCCAAAGCAUCACGGUGCCCAUAGAUGUUGUGUCUCAGCAGCUUAUGAUGCAGGGCCAGGGGCAGCAUCUCACCCGCUUUCGCCUGACUUCUGACUCUGGAACUGGAAAGCCUAAAAGGUUUUUUGGACAAACCAGGAACAUUAUGGCCCAGAUUUUUGCUGCCGAUGGCUUCAGAGGCUUCUACAGGGGAUAUGUGGCUUCAUUACUCACCUACAUCCCAAACAGUGCAGUCUGGUGGCCUUUCUAUCACUUCUAUGCUGAGCAACUCUCUAAGCUGGCUCCUAGUGACUGCCCUCAUCUGAUCCUUCAAGCCAUGGCUGGACCUUUAGCUGCUGCCACUGCCUCAACUGUCACCAACCCCAUGGACGUAGUCAGAGCCAGAGUACAGGUUGAAGGGAGGACCUCGGUCAUUGAGACAUUCAAACAGCUGAUCAAAGAGGAGGGCACGUGGGGACUGACCAAAGGACUGUCGGCACGCAUCAUUUCCUCCACACCCACCGCCAUCGUCAUGGUGGUGGGCUAUGAGACGCUGAAAAAGCUGAGCUUGCGUCCUGAGCUGGUGGACUCCAGACACUGGUAAACCGUACCUGAGGAGGCAGCAGCACACGUGGACCACGUGCCAUUUUUAACCUUCAUCUCUUAGUGGGAAAGCACAGGAUGAAGGUAGAUUUUUGUCUCUGAUGUUAAAAGAAGUGUGGGAACAUGCAGUUUCUUUAAACCACUUACAUUUUCUAACUUAAAAACACACAACAAGGUUUUGUUUGGGUCUGCUGCUGCUUAACAGGUUUGUAGUUGUUUGGUGCAAAAGCAGAGAAGCAAAGUUGUUAAAACAAAAACAAACCUGAGAGCUUCAGUCCUUUGAUUUCAGUUAUAGAUGCUUUGAGCAGAGUGUGUGAACGGCGGCACAGCGACUUUAUUUUUAUGCCAAACGGGCUUUCGGUGGCCUUUUUAAAAGCUUGUCUUUAUUCUGGUGAGUUCUGGACAAUCAGCUGCUUGUUUUGAUGUUUCAAAGAGCCCAGAGUGAGAAUUUAUGUAUUUUUAUGAUAAAAUCACAAAUGUAUCUACAUCCAAUCCAUUUAAAAUGUAAUCAAACUUUUUCUUUUAGUAUUCAGAUUUAUUCUGUAAUUGUAGCCAUCAUGCUGGCUGAAAAUGUCAGAUUCAUUUUGCUGGUGGGAGAGAAUGUUAGUAUUUCUGUGUAAAACCUGCAGAGUAGUUUAGACGGAGGACAGCAGCAGGACGGUAAAUGUUUGAGUGCAAUAAUACCUGUUGUGUGCAUGAUGCGAGGAGCUCUGCCUAAUGUCCUUCUCUCUAGUCUGUGGGGUUUGUACGUUUUUAGCUCGAUAAACACAAUUUUCUUCAUUUCAGAGUCGCACUGUUUCUCUUUUAUAAAAAUUACGGCUCAUGAAGUUUGCUGCUUUUGUGUGAAUAUUUAAAAUGUUUUAGGGAAGAACAUUAAAAAGUGAGAGAGUGAGAUUGAAGCUCAGUUUGUAGGAAAUGUUUAAGUUUUAUAUGUAGAGGUGAUGCUAUCUCUUCACCGGUAAGAAUAAUAAGCGCGUCUCUGGCUGAGUUGGUUUGUUCCAGGAUUAAAACCAGCCCUUUCUGUGGAUUAUGUUGAAGCACUGUUGAGCUGUGGAGGGGAUGAGACUACAGACUCUUGUUAUAUUUACUGACAUUGUCUUUGCACAGCUCUCUGUAUCACUAAAGGUGUUGUGAUUUUGUGAUUAGCCCGCAGUUGUUGAUCAGACUUGACACAAACAGGACACCUGUGAUUUUGUUACUGUUGUUCGUGUGUCUCCAUUUUGGUUUAAUCAGUAAAACACGUGAAAUGUUUAA